AUGGAAGGCUUCGCAAGACACACCUCUGGGUCACCACCACUAUACAGUCCAGGCUCCAUCGACUCAGAUUCCGGCCGAUCGACCAUAGAGAGAAAGACAUCGACAUCCUCCACGGCAUCCACACACCUCAUGAAUCCAAUCUCGCCACACGUCUCUCCCAAGGUUCAGCUGGUUCCCUAUGCUCGCACCGCCAGCUUCGACAUCUCACUGUCAGAUGCGGAGCGAGAACUCUUGGACAAGGCCUCGACCAACUUCGAUGCUCUCGACCUGUCGUCCAAGGACUUUGACUUUGAAGACAUCUUCACCUAUGACAAACCUCAGAAGAAACUCAACAGGGUCGUCGAGGUGUCGAGGCCAACUCGAGACUACCGUGACUGGUCUUCGUUCUCUUUCUCCCACUAUUCGGCUGCUGUCAAUGCAAGACAGAAGGUCAACAAAGCCAAGUCAGGCAUCGGGGAGUUGUACUUGAAGAACAAGUCGGAUGCACAACAAAAGUCGUAA
This is a messenger RNA of Fonsecaea pedrosoi CBS 271.37, 501 nucleotides long. RefSeq lists its product as uncharacterized. NCBI's taxonomy places the organism in Eukaryota, Fungi, Ascomycota, Eurotiomycetes, Chaetothyriales, Herpotrichiellaceae. The coding region runs from base 1 to 501 and encodes 166 amino acids. The record is from RefSeq and is a predicted model, not a curated record. The transcript has a single exon.